This is a messenger RNA of Coffea arabica (coffee), 1467 nucleotides long. Lineage: Eukaryota; Viridiplantae; Streptophyta; Magnoliopsida; Gentianales; Rubiaceae. The record is from RefSeq and is a predicted model, not a curated record.
AUGACAUCUAGGUUGGCCAGCAAACUAUUUGUUGAUAAGGUCAGGAAAGCGCCAUCUAUGACAGUGCAUGAGUUGAUGACCAAAGUAACUGAGGAGUUAAAUGUUGAUUUCAAUCUUAAGCAAGGGUAUAGAACACUUAGAAAAGUGAGAGACACUAUUCAAGGGUCUCAUGACAAACAGUACACCAUGUUGGAAGCAUUUUGUGGUGAAUUGAGGAGAGCAAAUCCGGGAUCUAGUGUGCUUGUUGAGACUGAUGUAGAUGAAGAUGAUGUUUCUAGAUUUAGAAGACUGGCUGUAGAAAGUGAAUUCGUUCAAGCAGUUACGGACAAACUUCCACAAGCUGAGCAUAGCUGUUGUGUCCAACACCUUUACACCAACUUCAAGCAAAUGCACAGAGGCCUUGCUCUUAAAGAAAGGCUUUGGAGAUGUGCAAGGGCUUCAUAUAUAACUCAGCUCAAAAUAGAAAUGGAGAUGACGAAGCAAGAAUCAAAGGAUGCAUAUGCAUGUUUGGAUGAAAAGGACCCCAAUACUUGGUCUAGGGCUCAUAUCAAGACUGGAUUGGAUUGCGAUAUAUUGGUUAAUAAUAUGUGUGAAUCUUUUAAUUCAAUUAUUUUAAAGACACGAUCAUUGCCUAUCGUAGGCAUGUUGCGGACUAUUUACUUAUAUGUGUUGAAGAGAAUGGAGAAGAAUAGAGAGACAAUGUCCAAGCAUGAAGGUCUCUUAUGUCCAGCAAUUUUUGACAUUCUUGAGAAGGCCAAGAAAGAGCAAUGCAUGUGCAUUUGCUACUAUGCUAGCCCGAUGAAGUAUCAAAUAUGUUGUCCUUUCAGUGACCAGUUUGCCGUUGAUUUGGGGAGCAAGACCUGCACUUGUAGAAAAUGGCAACUGAGGGGAAUCCCAUGUGGCCAUGCAGUUGCUACUAUUAAUAGGAGACGUGCCAAAUCAAAAAAAAAAAAUAUAGCACCCACCUACUGGAAGAGUACAUACAUGAAGAGUUAUGAACCUAUGUUGAAUCCAAUCAAUGGUCCUAAUCUAUGGGCCCAAGUAGAUUUACCACCAAUGAGGCCUCCAAAAUAUGGGAAAUCACCUGAAAGACCAAAAAAACUGAGGAAAAAGGGAUCAGAUGAAGAUAGGAACAAGCAGUUAUAUGUGAAUCCAUCUAAACCUCACAAAGUCAUCAAGAUUGGCACUAAGAUGAGCUCUGCUCCUCAAAAUCAGACUGAACAGAAAAUUGAUGGAGAACAACCAAUCAAGGGCGCAAGAAAAUGCUCAUUUUGCAGGAAACCUGGCCAUUCGAAGAAAGGUUGCAAGCUGAGGCAAUGGAUCUUUAGAAACUCACUGGACAUGACUGGAGAACUUGGACUCAACAGUGUUGCAACUAAUUCUCUGAUUAACCCAUAUGAGACAGCUUCAAAGGAAAUUGAAUCUGGACAUGCCAGUGCUUUGAAAUUUGCAUUUGUUGCUGUGUGA